Messenger RNA from Tympanuchus pallidicinctus (lesser prairie-chicken), 3154 nucleotides. It is a transcript of the gene SLC71A1, whose product is annotated as major facilitator superfamily domain containing 14A. Gene Ontology annotation, biological process: transmembrane transport. The transcript has 12 exons. Gene Ontology annotation, cellular component: membrane. Bases 602 to 2011 code for a protein of 469 amino acids. NCBI's taxonomy places the organism in Eukaryota, Metazoa, Chordata, Aves, Galliformes, Phasianidae. The record is from RefSeq and is a predicted model, not a curated record. Gene Ontology annotation, molecular function: transmembrane transporter activity.
CCGUGUGCCGGUCUUUAUUCGGGCGCUCGGCUCUAGGGGCCUGUCAUCCGUUUUGGCAGCUGGAGCCCGAUCUUUGAUUUGAUCUGUCAGUGGUUGCUGACGACACGUCGCCUGUGGGUCUUUUUUUUCUGCCGUGCAGUACUGUAGAUUGGAUGCGUGCCCUUCUAACGCAGUGUUUUUAUUUCAAGAAAGACUUUAACGCGGGGACGUGUCGGCCUCCGGGGGCCUCCUCGAACUCUGCGUGAAGUGAUGGAGUGAGGGCUGGUGCUGGCGUGGCACGUGUGCUAGUGGAUGGCCUUUUGGAACGAGCAGGGGGCUGGUUGUUACGUAACAAUGCGCUUCGGAGUGAAUUCUCUCUGGAACCAUCAAUUGCUGAUGAAAAUACAGUGUGUUUCGAAGCGCCCUUCAUCGUUCAACUAAUAUUUGCCAAGAGACAGAAAGGGUUUUAUGUUUUCAAAACUUUCAAGCUACCUGGUAUAACAUCCUUAUAAUGCCAGCACGAACUUAAUAUGCCUGGAUUGCCACUGUUGCUCAGUGCUGGAACAUCCUGUCAGGUCCUCCGUGCCCAGUCUUCCUGGUUUCUUUGUCUGCCCAACGUGCUAUGGGACACGAUGGGAAACAGCCUCAAGGAAUAGGCUCACCCAGUGUCUACCACGCUGUGAUAGUGAUAUUUUUGGAGUUUUUUGCUUGGGGACUCCUGACAGCGCCCACUCUGGUGGUUUUGCACGAAACCUUCCCAAAACACACAUUUCUGAUGAAUGGUCUAAUUCAAGGAGUAAAGGGCUUAUUAUCAUUCCUCAGUGCCCCACUCAUAGGUGCCCUGUCUGACGUGUGGGGACGAAAGUCCUUCCUGCUGCUAACAGUGUUUUUCACCUGUGCACCAAUACCACUAAUGAAGAUCAGCCCAUGGUGGUACUUCGCUGUUAUAUCUGUCUCUGGAGUUUUUGCUGUGACGUUUUCUGUGGUUUUUGCGUAUGUAGCAGACAUAACCCAAGAACAUGAAAGAAGCAUGGCCUACGGUUUGGUUUCAGCAACCUUUGCAGCAAGCUUAGUUACCAGCCCUGCCAUCGGUGCCUACCUUGGUCGGGUCUAUGGAGACAGCUUGGUUGUAGUCCUGGCCACGGCGAUAGCCUUGUUAGACAUUUGUUUUAUUCUUGUUGCUGUACCAGAGUCGCUGCCGGAGAAGAUGCGGCCGGCGUCCUGGGGAGCGCCCAUUUCCUGGGAACAGGCUGACCCUUUUGCAUCCUUGAAGAAGGUUGGCCAGGACUCAAUAGUGCUGCUAAUCUGCAUCACAGUCUUUCUUUCCUACCUCCCGGAGGCAGGUCAAUAUUCCAGCUUCUUCCUGUACCUCAGACAGAUAAUGGGAUUUUCAUCUGAAAGUGUUGCAGCAUUUAUAGCAGUCCUUGGAAUUCUUUCCAUUAUUGCACAGACAAUAGUUUUGAGUUUGCUCAUGCGGUCCAUUGGAAAUAAAAACACCAUCCUACUGGGUCUAGGAUUUCAAAUACUACAGCUUGCGUGGUACGGCUUUGGGUCCGAACCUUGGAUGAUGUGGGCAGCAGGAGCUGUUGCAGCCAUGUCCAGUAUUACUUUCCCAGCUGUAAGUGCACUGGUGUCACGAACUGCUGAUGCUGACCAACAAGGCGUUGUUCAAGGGAUGAUAACGGGAAUUAGAGGCUUAUGCAAUGGUUUGGGACCUGCGCUGUAUGGCUUCAUAUUCUACAUAUUUCAUGUUGAACUGAAUGAACUCCCUAUGCCUGAAUCGCCAUCAGGAGGUACUGUCGUCACACAAUACCACUUACAACAGAAUUCUAUAAUUCCUGGACCCCCAUUCUUAUUUGGGGCAUGCUCUGUGCUGCUGGCACUGCUUGUUGCCUUGUUCAUUCCUGAACACACCAACCUAACUGUACGAUCCAGCAACUGGAAGAAACACUGUGGCAGUCAUGGCCAUCCCCACAGUCCACAAGCUCCUGGUGAAGCUAAAGAACCAUUACUACAAGACACAAAUGUAUGACAAAAAAAAAACCUAGAAGACUUUUUAGACAUUUUCCAUCAGCGGUUUGGGAUACACAUUCCACUUCCAUCAAAAAGUUUCUUAAGGUAAUCUUCAGAAUUAUCUUUCUGCAUGAAAUUUAUAGAAAUUAAAAAAAAAAAAACUUCCAAAGAUGUUGCCAUUACAUCAAUAAUAUGCUUUUUCUUUCUUAAAAGUUAAGUACUUAUCUCUUGCCAUGAAAUACUGUUACUAUUAAACUUUACAUUCUAGUUUGGAGACAAAAGAAUAUAGUCAAGGUUUGAGCAUGUGUCCUUCUGUUUCCUUAAGGUGGUGAGCUUUAAUUCCACUCAUGCUAAGUCUCAGUGAGACAUACGAGCAUCCGUGUGGACCCAUUCAUUUUAAUGUUGUAAAAUCUUGGGUCAGAUGAUUCAAAGCCUUAAUGUAAAUGUACUCAAGUAGGGAAAAGGUGAACUGGUAUCAUUUAUUUUGAAGAAGUCAUAUGGUGGAUUUGUUGGUUGUUUUUUUUUUUUGUUUUUUUUUUAAAGUUUGUACUAAUAUAAAAACUACAAGCACGCUUGCUGAACAGUGAAAGUUAUUUUUAUGUAAGUGCAUUUACUCUAUUUUUGAACAAAUGGUAGUAUCAAACUUUUGUUUAAAUAUUAGGUGGGUGUUUUGAGCCUGCAGAUUUUAAUAUGGGCUCUAAAACUCUGCUUUCAUAAAUACCGUUUAUUAUACCACUAUAUUUCUGAUGUUUGUGUAAUCAUACAAGGACCUCAAAACUUGAAUACAGACUGAACUAUAAGCUGAUAGCCUUGAAUACGUCAGUGUGCUCUCUAUAGUGGCCUUUGAGGACUAUCACAGUAACCCUUUUACAUUACAGAGCUAAUGUUUUAGUCCUACAUUUUCAGGACCCCUUAGUACAGAAGAAAGCUUUAUACAAUGACAGAUGUGAAUUUCUCUAAAAGUGUAUAUUUUUGUGUCCAGUUGUAUUAUUUAAGUGUUCCUUUGUAUAAAUUUGUGUAUAAAGUACUGUAUAGGUUUAAAACAUUUUCAUCUUGUGGUUAUCGCUUAAUGCUUUUUUACCUUUGAACAUUCACCAUUGUUGACCAAGAGCAGGAAAAAAUAUGUAAAUAUACUGUUAAUAAAGCUGAAUAUUUUAAUGAA